AGGGCCAUGCAUGCAACGUUGGCUCAGCUUGAGCAGUGAAACAGUGGUAGGACUCUGCUACCAUGGCUGUCGAGGAUGCAGCAGAAUGUAGGAAAAAGCACUUGCUGAACUUGAUCUGCGAAGUCAAAGCAAGACUGGAUGGAAAGGUUGAUAGCCUUAGCUUCCCCAUCCCGCAAUUCAUCGUGAUUGGGAAGCAGAGUGUUGGAAAGUCACGGCUUAUUGAGGCGUUGGCUGGUGAGACCUUCAACUUUGUCUCUGGCACUCUGGGAUCGAGGCGGCCAACAGUGCUGGAGUUCCGCAAUGUCCCCGGACUGAGCCCAUCGAGGUGGUCUGUUUUUGACGAGAGCCUGAAGAGAUGGGAUUCCUACCCAGUGCAAGAGGUUAUGCACAUCGUCGGCAGUGCCCACGAGGCUUGUGGGCAAAAUGUGAGCGAGAUGCCCAUCAGAGUGAAAGUGGAAGGUGAAGACUGCACUGACUUGGGCUUGGUAGACCUUCCAGGUUUCAGGUCAUAUGCUAAGGAUGAUGCGAUGCAGCAGCUCGCGAAAAAGAUAGACAGCUUAGUCUUCAAAUUCAUGAAUGAUGAAAACAACAUCAUGCUUUGUGUAGAAGAAGCUGGAGACGCCGCAGGUUUUGCCACUUUGGGCAAAGCAAAGCAGGUGGAUCCAACAUAUAAGCGCACGAUUCUCAUCAGGAACAAGCUGGACAAGUACUACGGGGAUUUGACCACAGAGAACGUGAACAAAUGGCUUGAAGGCUAUGGUGACCUGCCGCAGCACUUGGCGCGCUUCGCAGUUUCCCUGCCGCAUUGGACUGGCGAAGCUAUGCCCAAGCCAUUUGGAGAGAUGCGGAAGGAGUGCUCGGACAUCGACAUGGAAACCUUAACAAGCAAAGGAGCCUCAUCCAGGUACAAAAUGACAAUUGGAUUUCAGAAUUUUCGGAAUUUCAUGGAGAUCAAAAUCCAGCAGCUUUUUGCGGAUGCCUUGGCUCCAAUGCUGACCCGUCUCAAGAACAUGCAGGAGGAGCAUGAGAAGAAGCUUGAGGUGAUUAGACAAGAGACCGAGACCAUCAACGAGGACAACAUUUUGCACGCCACUCGCUCAGCCGGAAUCACUUUCGCGCAGAGCUUCAUUUUCCUUAUGGAGGGCGCUCUCUCGUCCGAGCACAAUAGAUGUACUCUUGAGGAGGAGCUGAAGGCCUUCCAUGCGUACUGUGCUCGGACUGACUGCUUGAAGGAUGAAGAGCUCAUGCCAAUAUCCUUCGAGGAUCUUGACUCCUACGUAGCUUACCUCCGCGACACGGUGAAGCUACCUGCCAUGGACGUCUCAUUGAACGGCGGUGCGCAGUUCAGGAGGCUGAUGUACGAAGUGGAGGUCUUCACCCGCUUUGCUGGCCUCGGAAAAAAGCUGGAGCCAGUCGACGUCAUCCAAGCAAGAGGAUCCGGGCUGCGGGACAUCACAUGGCAGGACACUAUCACCCAACUGAUGAUGCAGAAUGCUCCUACAAGAAUGCGAACAAAGACCAAAUAUGUUGGAGAACGCUUGAAGUUCUUCUUUGGAGAGCAAAAGGAGGCGACCGUGCAGUUUAUGCUUGGCCUCCAGGGCUCGCCGGAAGAACACAUGUUCUCCCGGCUUAUCCCAAAGCAGGCCCAAGUCAUUGAGCGAAAUGACACAAUGAAGAGAUGUAUUUUUGAAGCCUUCGACACGGCCUGUGACCAUCAUCGGGUCCGCUUCAUGCAGAUGUGGUGUGAUUUUAUGGAUAGUAUGUUCCAAUCGCCUUUGAUGCUCUUGAAGUCCGGCUCCAUGCCCUCGAUUGGCGAUGGAUUCUCUGAAGAAAUUGCGCCCACCUUCGAGUCCACCAAGGCGCGCAUAGUUCAAGAGCGAAAUGGCAGAGGGACUUUGCAAACGGCGCUGAGGGAAAAAGUGAAGCAGAUCCCUGACGACGACGUCAUGGCCAAUGAAUCAGUCAAGAUGGUCCAAAGGAUCAUUGAGCAGACCUUUGCUGUAAUUCGCAGCGUGGUGGCUGAUCACAUGCAGCUUUAUUCGGAAUCCUUCUUCCUCCUUCCAAUGCUCCGGCGGCUGGAAGGUGUCAUGGCUCAGAUGGAGCUGCAGGAAGAGGACAAGAACAGCUACAGGGCACGAAAAUCUGUGCUGGACAAGGAGAAGGCCGUGUCGCAAGGCAUGCUGGCAGACCUGACCUACUGCGUGGAGGCAGUGCAGAGAUUUAAGGUCACCUACGGUGGGGGUCAAUAGCUUCAACAUAGCUGGCGUGUCACCUUCAUUUUCCAGCUUGAGCCAGUCUCUGCUGAAUGUGAGCUUCGAAGUGCAGCUGGGCUCCUUUCUGCAUGUGCCAGAUUGGGUGCAUUUGAGAUCAGCAAUCAAACACUACAGUGAACCCAACCAACCCUUUAGCUUGAAAGAACCUGCUCCUGCCCUGCGUUUGGACAAGCUUUGCGCCUUGCCAGUUUUAGAAGCAGGGCGGGCAUGUCCUGGAGCUGCUCUCGCAGUACUCAAAAACUUGGGUUGAGGCAAAU
Molecule: messenger RNA, 2530 nt
Organism: Durusdinium trenchii
Lineage: Eukaryota; Dinophyceae; Suessiales; Symbiodiniaceae
Source: the annotation of a GenBank genome assembly